Monopterus albus (swamp eel) is the source of this 3968-nucleotide messenger RNA. It is a transcript of the gene camk1db, whose product is annotated as calcium/calmodulin-dependent protein kinase 1Db. Lineage: Eukaryota; Metazoa; Chordata; Actinopteri; Synbranchiformes; Synbranchidae. The record is from RefSeq and is a predicted model, not a curated record. Gene Ontology annotation, molecular function: ATP binding; protein kinase activity. Gene Ontology annotation, biological process: protein phosphorylation. The coding region runs from base 1066 to 2304 and encodes 412 amino acids. The transcript has 11 exons.
AGCCAUACCUUUACAUUUCCCAAACGUUGUUGUUUAUGUGAAGUGAGUCAGCAGCAGUCACAGCUGCUGCCUCAGGGUUUAAUAAUGAGAAGCAUACCAUGUAGGCCUAAGAUGGUGGGCGAAGCAGCCCUGAAGUGCUGUAGUUAGCUGGAGCCAGAUGUGAGGAAGAUGAGGGCUGGACUGAUCAGUACAACACAUCUGUGUCUUUGUCUCUGCUUUUAUGCUCUAUUUUUUAGCAUUUGUGUAAUGGUGCACCAGCAAACACCCCACUCUGCACGGUUCACAACCCGGUGUACAUUUUUGCUGACUUCGGAGCAGUUUGACAUCUUAAACGUAGUGAAGGGGGGUGAGGGUCACCUGCUACACGAGCCCCCAUAACUCCUAUGUUCGCCCCUGCAGUUGUAUUUCAAUACAUUUUAAAAUGAAAGCAUCGGUUUGUGUGACAACGCCACGGGUUUAAUCUGAAGACGUGGGCCAUUUCAGCUGAGACCGAACCUGACACCGACCAGUCCAGCGGAGUUUCGACGGGGCCGGUGAUUUGGUGCAAUGCGAACACUUGCAUCGUUCACUGUGCACGCUGUCAGAUAGAUAGGUGGGAGCAGCAACCUCCCACUCCUCCGAUUGCUAUAACAACCAGGGCGGUCGAUGUGAGUCGAUGGCAAAGCAGCUCGGAUGCGCCGGCCAAGUGUCUCCGCAAGUAGCCCGACCCCAGCUCCCCGCGUCGCCGCCUGACACUGACUGAAACCUGCCAGGGAAGGAGGAUGGGGAGAGCCUGUGUUUCCCCGUCACAGUGAGCUGAACAGCGGUGAAGCUCAGACUCGGGAUUUGCUACGUUAAACAGAUUAGUCAAAUAACCUCUCGGGGUUGGACACAGCUCCCCUCCUCGGGCUAGCCUGGGUGCAUGCAUGGGCUGAGGAAGCACGAUAGUCUGCGCUGACAAACGGCCAGGAAGCCCCUUGGCGAGACACAGAACUGCACUAGUUUUCCUUUCUGUUUUUUGGUGAGGCGGCUGUGCUGAUCCUCCGGCUGCGCCUUCUCGUUUCUUCACCCCCGCCCCGGUGCGAAAUGGCGAAAGAAAACGGCGAGUCCAGCGACGGGUCUUGGAAAAAGCAGGUCGAUGAUAUCAAGAAGAUAUUUGACUUCAAGGAAGUCCUUGGGACAGGUGCAUUUUCCGAAGUGGUGAUGGCUCAGGAGAAGGCCACAGGAAAGAUGGUCGCAAUCAAGUGCAUCCCAAAAAAAGCCCUGAAGGGGAAGGAGACGAGCAUUGAAAAUGAAAUCGCCGUGCUUAGGAAGAUAAAGCACGAGAAUAUUGUGGCUCUGGAGGACAUCUAUGAGAGCUCAAACCACCUGUACCUCAUAAUGCAGCUGGUGUCUGGAGGUGAGCUUUUUGACCGAAUUGUAGAAAAGGGCUUCUACACAGAGAUGGAUGCCAGUCGGCUUAUUCGGCAGGUUUUGGAUGCAGUGAACUAUCUUCACUCCAUGGGCAUAGUGCACCGAGACCUAAAGCCUGAGAACUUGCUGUACUUCAGUCCUCAUGAUGAGUCAAAGAUCAUGAUCAGUGACUUUGGCCUGUCAAAGAUGGAGGGAACAGGUGACGUGAUGGCCACUGCCUGUGGGACUCCAGGAUAUGUGGCUCCAGAGGUUUUAGCUCAGAAACCUUACAGUAAAGCUGUGGACUGCUGGUCUAUUGGGGUCAUCGCUUAUAUCCUGCUUUGCGGUUACCCUCCUUUCUAUGACGAGAAUGAUUCGAAGCUCUUUGAGCAGAUUCUCAAGGCAGACUAUGAGUUUGACGCGCCAUAUUGGGAUGACAUAUCAGACUCUGCCAAAGACUUCAUCAGCUGCCUAAUGGAGAAAGACCCAGAGAAGAGAUUCACGUGUGACCAGGCUCUUCAGCACCCCUGGAUUGCCGGAGACACAGCUCUCUGCAAGAACAUACAUGAAUCAGUCAGCCGACAGAUGCGGAAAAACUUUGCCAAAAGCAAAUGGAGGCAAGCCUUUAAUGCGACCGCUGUGAUUCGCCACAUGAGGCGCCUGCAGCUGGGCAGCAGCUUUGGCAGCAACAUCCACAGCGCCAACUCUGUGUCCAACCCUCAGAGCCGGGCUCCAGCCAAGAGCCAGUCAGUGGACUGCGCCCCGCUCUCUCUGCAGGACUGUCCUCCAAUAGCUCCUUUGCCCUCAGCUGUUAAAGCGUACAAUCAGGACUCCGAUGGCGCCUCUCCUGAACAAGAGGAGACAUCGGUGGUGGCUGAGCCACCACGGCCACGUCCCUCAACCGUUACUGUCAUACACACGGGUACUAAAUGACGCCAGGUUCCGCGGGAGGUGAGCUGGGAGACCACGGAGCUUUAAGGCGGGAUGGAACCAUCCCAGGCCUCGUGAGUCGAUGUCAUUGCCCAGUUUGCCCAUCCCGCCACCUCCCAUCUGUCGCUGUCAACCACGGGAGGAAUUUGAGAAGUGUUGGCUCAGCUCCAUUAACUACGGCUUAGCACGACACUGUUCUUACUGUCACACAGACCUAGAGGUACAGAGGGGGAGAGGCUCAUCAGAGGUUGUUAUUGUGGAAGCUGUGUUCAGCCUGGAUCCUGUUUAUCUGCCAGAUAAACAAGCAGCUGCUCUAGAAAGUGCCACACUAAAGGGUAAUGCUGUCAUUUUUGACUGCGAGCAUCCUGAGACUGGAUGCUCUCCUGUAUGCCUUGUGUAUAUAUUCUGCUUGGAACUAUUGAGUGGAGUCUGUUAUGCAAGUGAAAUAUAAGCUGUGGUAAAUAAUUGUGACAUCAUCUGCACUCUGAACGUCUCGUCGUUUUGACAGUUUGUUAAUUUGCUGUGGUAUUUGUUACAGUGGCUCACGGGGUCAUAGUAACUCCCAACAGUAUGUGAGUACGUGUAACCUCUUUACUUUAAGUGUGAGGGCAUGAAGCAUGAACAGGAUAAUGCACUGCAGUCACAGAGAGAGGACCAGUGCAUUGCACUAGUGUAUUGGAUUAUUUAUUUUCUUACAAUAUACUAUGACCUUUGUAAGAAUACUACAUGCAGAAAUGUGUAAAUGUGUUAUCAGACUGGACUGAAAAAUUAUUGCAUUGAAUGAUAAGACGGUAUCUAAUGAUUGUUAUUUUGUAAUUUCUGUGUUAUGUGAUUAUUCACUUUUGAUGUGACUGUGAGGUCCUCCUUGGCCACAGGAGGGCAACCACAUGUUGUUGUGACCAUUUCUCAGGGAUGACUAACCAAACCCCUCUCUGAGUGGUCGGACACUGCUGUCGGGGAUGGGAAUGGUAAAGUAAAACCUCCAAAUACUGCAUAUUAUUCUAAUGUGCCAUUGGGAGAGUUUGAGAGAAGCUUGUUUUCUUUAAAUCAUUACUGAGAGUAUGAGCAUCAUGUGACUUGUACUGAAUGGAUGGUUUUCCCUUUAAAAACCAGGAGUUAUAGAUUUGGAUUUAAAGAAAGUGUUUAUCGGUGAAGUGUAACAUUCAUGUUUGCAGUAACGAUGUACAAUGACAAAGGAAUGCAAAUGUAUCUUGACAACAAUUGCUCCCAUUGCAGAAUUGUCAAAUCAGUAGUGUACAGUUCAGUAGUUGAAAUAUUGUGCUCUGCUUCCACUCACAAAGUGGCUGGUCUGAAAACGGCUCACUCACUGUGUUUAAUCACUGUGCUUUCAUACCAGCCUGUUGAAUUUAGCAGAAACACUCCUGCAGAGACUUUAACACAGAGAAGAGAAGGGAUCUCUCUUUGUGUUUUCUCUGUAGUACCUCUAUUUAAGUUUAAAUGACUAUUAAAUUGGAAAAAAACACAUUCUACCAGAACAUGCCCAGUAUCAAGGGCUUUAUCUAUAACUGUCGUGAUUGAUAUAUGGACUUUGAGCCUCUGUUUACUGUAAAUACAAAUCUCAACAACACAGUUUGCUUGGGUCUUGAGUGUUUUAUUUUUGUCUUCCCUAUAUAUAAAUAUAUAUAUACCCCCCAAAACCCCAAAAU